Molecule: messenger RNA, 1634 nt
Organism: Erigeron canadensis
Lineage: Eukaryota; Viridiplantae; Streptophyta; Magnoliopsida; Asterales; Asteraceae
Product: NEDD8-activating enzyme E1 catalytic subunit
Exons: 9
Coding region: 64-1401 (445 amino acids)
Biological process (GO): protein neddylation
Cellular component (GO): nucleus; cytoplasm
Molecular function (GO): NEDD8 activating enzyme activity
Source: RefSeq, a predicted model, not a curated record
ACCCAGCUGCUGCGUAAAAAAAGAGCAUCAUCGUCAUCAGAGCGAGAGAGAGAAACCCUGAGAAUGGAAGCGAGCAGCCGAUCAAGGGACCUCGAUAAGCUUCUCCUUCGCCCUGGCCAUCUCGUCUCCUCUGCUUUCGAACCUGGCACUCAAUUGAGGGAUGAUCUUCGAGAGUAUGCGCGGAUAUUAGUUGUUGGGGCUGGUGGUUUGGGAUGUGAACUCCUUAAAGAUCUCGCACUUUCCGGCUUUCAAAAUCUUGAAGUUAUUGAUAUGGAUACCAUUGAAGUUUCCAACCUUAAUCGCCAAUUCCUUUUCAGACUUGAGGAUGUUGGGAAACCAAAAGCAGAAGUGGCUGCUAAACGUGUGAUGGAAAGAGUCAGUGGCGUAAGUAUUGUGCCACAUUUUUGCCGUAUUGAGGACAAAGAACUUGAAUUUUACAGUGAAUUCAGUAUUAUUGUGCUUGGUCUCGAUUCAGUUGAAGCUCGAAGUUACAUUAAUUCUGUGGCAUGUGGAUUUCUAGAAUAUGAUUCUAAUGAUAACCCUCUAGAAGAGACAGUAAAGCCUAUGGUAGAUGGUGGCACUGAAGGAUUCAAAGGCCACGCUAGAGUAAUUUUACCUGGAACGACACCAUGCUUUGAAUGCACCAUUUGGCUCUUUCCUCCACAAGUGAAGUUUCCUUUAUGUACUUUAGCAGAAACUCCAAGAACUGCAGCUCAUUGCAUUGAAUAUGCUCACCUAAUAAAAUGGGACGAGGUCCACAGUGGAAAAUCCUUUGAUCCUGAUUGUCCUGAACAUAUGCAGUGGGUGUAUUCAGAGGCUGCCAAGAGAGCUGAACUUUUUGGGAUUCCUGGAGUCACAUAUUCUUUGACACAGGGUGUGGUGAAGAAUAUUAUACCUGCUAUAGCUUCUACAAAUGCAAUAAUAUCAGCUGCAUGUGCUCUGGAAACUUUAAAGAUAGCAUCAGGAUGCAGUAAAAUGUUAUCUAAUUAUUUAACGUAUAAUGGAGUUGAAGGUCUCCAUACUAAAGUGACAGAGUUUGUGAAGGACAAAGACUGUCUUGUUUGUGGUCCUGGCAUUUUAAUGGAGCUGGACACUUCAGUCACUUUGAAAAUGUUCAUCAGUCAACUUGAAGAUCAUCCAAAGCUACUCAUGUCUGGAGCGAGUGUGACCUACCGUGGGAAGAAUCUUUACAUGCAGGCACCUCCAAUACUAGAAGAAAUGACCAGAUCAAACCUCAGCUUACCAUUAUAUGACUUGAUGGACAAAUCUUCAUUAGGUAUUGUUCAUGUCAAUGGAACAGCCGGCAAGGUCGACAAGAGGCAAUCUGUUUUGAGAAAACUGCGUGUUGUCUUCAAGGGUGUUGAUGCAAUUACGGAUACGGACAUGGCUGGAGGAGCAUGAACAAUUAAUUUUGUAUUCAUUUUGGGCUGGUUGAAAUGAUAUGUUUUGUCUUUGGGAACAAGAAUGGCAUUCCCUUGGUUACAUGUUAUUUAUAUGGUAAGUAGAAAUAGUUAUGUAUUGCAACGUUUCUGAAACAUUUAACAACUCGGAAAGCCAUUUCUAUGUGAUAUCGACUUUGGGAACCAUAAUACGAAGGAUCAGUUGUUUUGCCGAGCCACCACUUGAUGCUCUAA